Molecule: messenger RNA, 881 nt
Organism: Poecilia reticulata (guppy)
Lineage: Eukaryota; Metazoa; Chordata; Actinopteri; Cyprinodontiformes; Poeciliidae
Source: RefSeq, a predicted model, not a curated record
AGUCUUCCUUUGAUCUUAUAGACUGGUCCCAGGAGAUGGACAUGGAUGAAGCCUCCAAGGAGUUAUUGGAGCACUUGGGGGCACAUCUGGAUUGUUUUGAUGACCACAUGAAGUUCAGGUCACUUGGAACAGAGGCUUCACAACUUUCAGUGGUGCAAGAAAAUGAAGCCCCAACACCUCUGUCCAUGGUUCCUCCAAGCUGUGGCUACAGGAUAUAUGGAACCUCAAUAACAUUCAUUCUCAUUGUUCCAUUUGAAGGUUGCAACAUUAUUGAGCAGGGUGGAAAUCACAUACUCCCUCUACUCUGGCAAGGCCAUCCACUGUCCCUGCUGUGUCCCAAACAUACAGAACCUGUGGCUCCACCCGUGGGGCCUGUGGCUCCACAUACGGGGCCGGUGGCUCCACCCGUGGGGCCGGUGGCUCCACCCGUGGGGCCGGUGGCUCCACCCGUGGGGCCCUUUGACUUGUAUUAUCUUCACACAACAGAUGAUCCUGUUCAAGGUUUCCCCUUCUACCCAUUUCCUCAUCCACCUCCAACAGCUCCUCCUCCCACUGCAGAGCCGAAAGUCCUCUAUCCCCAGAUUCCUUUUAAUCCAGAGCUUCUUUGGCCGUACUGGCCUCAGCCUCCAGAAUUACCUCCAGUCUAUCCUUGUCCUCAUGGGAAAUAUCCAGUGCCUGUACAAAAGACUCCCUGCAUAACACAAGAUCCUGCCACUACCCAGACUCCUCCUGAUGCUCCUGCAAUGUGGUAUCCUGUGAUCUGCCUACCUCUUCUUCCAAAUGAGCAACAUUUUCAAGACAUGUUUUAUCAAGGUUAGCUUUGAAAAGUUGAAAUAAAUGUUUAAAAUAAAAGGGAUUUGUGUCUUUGGUUGCUGAUCCUA